This is a messenger RNA of Seriola dumerili (greater amberjack), 2387 nucleotides long. Its product is annotated as protein zyg-11 homolog. The transcript has 14 exons. The record is from RefSeq and is a predicted model, not a curated record. Gene Ontology annotation, cellular component: Cul2-RING ubiquitin ligase complex. Bases 1 to 2277 code for a protein of 758 amino acids. NCBI's taxonomy places the organism in Eukaryota, Metazoa, Chordata, Actinopteri, Carangiformes, Carangidae.
AUGCGGACUGACCAAUGGGAAAGCGCUCAGCCUGAAGCCGAGGGCCCCCAGGGCUUGAGCGACCUCUGCUUGGCUCAGGUGUGCCGCAGCCUGGACUCCCUGUGCAGCAGACGAGCAGACGGCUCCAUGAGCCUCAGCUGGGCCCCACUGUUCCCACAGGAGAUGGCUGACCAGCUGCUGCGAAAGAUGGCAACUGCAGGGAUACUGAAUGACACAACUGUUGGGAUUUUCCGAAACUGCAAAGAGCUCCGCCUGCGCCGAGCCUCCAUCCGCUGCUGCCCAGUAUCUGCAGACGCUUUCUGUCUGGCCCUCUGCCCUCACCGUCUCCAGGAGCUAGAUGCCUCCUGGGUCCCUGGGGGCCUCACUGGGGCUGACAUUGUCGCAGGCAUGGCAUCCAACCUGGAGUGCAGGUCCAGCCUGCAGAGGUUGUCCCUCAAUGGGCUCCGUCUGGACUGGGAGUCUCUGGAGGAGGAUGGAGGGGUCCGAGUUGGCUUCAGCUCGCUGCGGGGACUGAGGACGCUAAACUUGGCCAACACAGACCUGAGUGACGCUGCCCUGGAGGAUAUCUGCACUCUCCCUCAGCUGGAGACUCUGGAUAUCUCCUGCAGUGCCGUCUCAAACCUCACAGCGCUCCUUGAGUGCAAGAACACCCUGAGGUCCUUAAUCGCCCACCGGCUGCGGCAGCUGGAUAUGUCACCUGCCAGGCUGCUCUUUGUCCUCAGCCAGCUUCACGCUCUCAAGCAUCUGGACUUUUCCAAUGACCACUUUGCUGUGGAUGACAACGACGGGAGGGAUGGGGAUGAGACAGUGCGGCAGCUUCUGGAGGGGAGUCCCCAGGUUCUCCCUUCCCUUGUUUCUCUAGAUAUCUCCGGGCGGAAGAGGGUCACUGAAGCCGCAGUCCGAGUGUUUGUGGAAGCCAGGAGCGGGCUAGUCUUCCUGGGCCUGCUAGCCACCGGGGUCAGCUCCUGUGGUGUCCUUUCUUCACAGGAAAACCUAAAAGUAACCGGAGAGGCUAAUGAGAACCAGGUGUGUGAGGCCCUGAGACGCUACAGAGACAGGGAGUGUUUCACACGAGAGGCCCUCGUCCAUCUCUACAAUCUAACCACAGACAUUGACAAACCACGACCAGAUAUGUUACAGCUGGUGCUGAGUGGGAUGCAGAGCCACCCCACCUCCCUGCACGUCCACCUGGUGGCCACUGCGUGCGCAUUCAACCUGACCACUCAGGACCUGGCAGAGUCCAUGCCCGUCAGCCUGAUCACCUCCGCUGUCACCCAGCUGCUGUACGCCAUGAAGACCUUCCCCGGCCACCAGCAGGUUCAGAAAAACUGUCUGCUGGCACUUUGCAGUGACUACAUCCUUCAGGAUGUCCCAUUUGACAAGUAUUUAGCUGCCACGCUGGUGAUUAACUGGCUGAGCAGCCACGAGGAUCUGACCCUUCAGAGGAUGGCUGUGGCUGUCAUCUCCAUUCUGGUGGCCAAGUUGUCCACAGAGCAGACGGCACAGCUCAGCAAGGACGUCUUUAUUAUGAAGCAGCUGCUGGCUAUCGUGCAGCAGAAGGCGAUGGUGGGAGUGGUGGACUCCACUCUGAAGUUCGCCCUGAGUGCUCUGUGGAACCUGACGGAUGAGAUGCCCGCUGCGGCCCGCAACUUCAUCGAGUGCCAGGGCCUGGAGCUGUACGAGGAGGUUCUGGAGUCGUACUACACUGAACCUUCUAUUCAACAGAAAGUUCUUGGCCUCCUGAACAAUAUAGCAGAGGUGGAGGAGCUGCAAGCAGACCUGUUGGAGGAGGACCUGCUGGAACACGUCCUCAGCCUCCUGCAGGAUUCCCAGGUGGAGGUCGGGGUCCGUUACUUCGCCGGGGGGAUUCUGGCGCAUCUCACCUCCAGACCGGAGGCCUGGACCCUGGAGGAGGAGCUCCGCACUACCAUACUGAAGCAGAUGCAUACUUCCAUAAUGACAUGGACCCAACUGGAGAGAGAAAUGGUCUCUUACAGGUCGUUCCGUCCAUUUUGCCCUCUGCUUCAGACUCGUCAGCCCUCAGGAGUGCAGCUGUGGGCAGUCUGGGCCAUACAUCUGGUCUGCAGUCAAAACACGUCACAUUACAGCGGCAUGCUGGAGAGGGAAGGCAUGACUGAACUUCUGAUGGCUUUGGCUGCACAUCCCGACACACACAGCGACAUUAAAGGACUAUCAGAGACCAUCUUGGGAAUGGUAGAGCAACACCAGAGUCACUCGGGGGCCUACAGCAACCAGACGGGGCCUCGAAACUCUUGACAAAAAUGUAAAAGAACUUAUUUGAAGUGAUGUCUUUGAGCUGAGCCCGAAAUGUGUUCGAUGUAAGGUUGCAGAUACAGUAUUGAUGCACAGGCAGUUCAUGUCAGUCC